Pelobates fuscus (common spadefoot toad) is the source of this 5008-nucleotide messenger RNA. RefSeq names its product RNA polymerase II associated protein 1 (gene RPAP1). Lineage: Eukaryota; Metazoa; Chordata; Amphibia; Anura; Pelobatidae. Bases 91 to 4359 code for a protein of 1422 amino acids. The record is from RefSeq and is a predicted model, not a curated record. Gene Ontology annotation, biological process: transcription by RNA polymerase II. The transcript is spliced from 25 exons.
AGUGACGUCUUGGAGUGGGGUCUGCCGGAAGUGAGCUCCAUGUGGACAGCAGUAUAAGGUGGAGGAGCAGAUUUCCCGAAUAGUAUUAAUAUGCUGUCACGACCCAAGCCUGGGGAGUCAGAAGAGGAUCUCAUUAACUUCCAGAACCAGUUCCUCGCUGCUGGAGCAACCGCGGCUGCCAAGGUUGUGCGAAAAGCGGAUAAGCGGAAAGGAUCUGCGGAGGGCAAUGGCGAGGCCGCGGAGGGGAGAGAUAUUGUGACACUUCAAGAAUUUCCCGAUUUACCCCCCAUUUUGACCCCUGGCCCGACCAAGAAAUCCAAGUUUGCUGAGCGGCGUGUUCAUUUUGCGGAUGAAGAUGCGGAGGACGUUUUGGAAACACACGAUGCCCAUAUUACAGCUAUCUUUUCUAAAAUCAUUGAGAGGGAUACCAGUCACGCCACCAUCACGGCCCCCAUGCCCACGGGAGAAGCCUUUCCACGGGUUUUUCACAGGUCGGAGAUUCCCGGUGAGGAUAUGCCAAAACCUGGGAAAAUGAGCAUCUUUGCUCAAAAAAUGGCUAUGAAGAAGGCAGCAGAAGCAGAAAAAUAUCCGCUCAGUGAAGCAGGUCCUUUAAACACAUCUUUCCCGUGUCCUGCAAAUACCUCGUCGGCGAACAAUGCACGGAAUCGUCCACCCGCAGGUGAAUUAAAUGUGGGUAAGCCUCGUCUGAUAACAGGAGAAGGUCUUCGAAGCUCGGCAGGUGAGACAGAAGCUCAGAGCAUUCAUCGUGAGAAUGUCGAGAGAUUAAAAGCUUUGUCUGAAGAGGAUAUAAAACAGGAACGAGAGAAGCUUAUUUCACAACUUGACCCCAAGUUGAUUGCUUUCCUUAACUCGAAAAAAGAGGGUAACGCAGCACAAUCGGAGUCCCGUGCCAGCCACACGUCAGAGGAGCCUUGCACGGUCGUUAAUAAACCACAAUCUCCAUCAGAAACAACAACUGAGCGAGUCCCAACACAGGAGGAAGAAAGACAAAUCCCGAUGUCAGUGGGUGACCUCCCUGUGAAGCCUCAGAAGGAGUGGGUUCAUAUGGAUUCUGUGGAGUUUGAAAAACUUGAAUGGAUGAAGGAUCUCUCGCAACUAAGACAAAAGAAAACCAAAAAGGGAAUGCAGGCAAGAUUCAACCUUAAAGGAGAGCUAAUUCCUCCACUUUCUGACAUCCCAACUCAUAUGGGCUUACACCAUCAUGGAGAAGAAGCCGAGAGAGCUGGAUAUUCCCUUCAGGAAUUGUUCCAUCUCUCCCGAAGCCACUUUAUCCAGCAGCGGACUCUGGCGCUUCAGGUCUUGGGUCGCAUUGUUCAAAAUGCUAAGGAUGGCCGGUUCACCUCAACGUUGGAAGGAAGCGUCCUGCGUCUGCUCCUUGAUGCCGGAUUCCUCUUUUUACUGCGCUUUUCUAUGGACGAUACCGUAGAUAAUGUCAUUGCAGCAUCAAUUCGUGCACUACGGUCUCUGCUGGUGUCACCAGAUGAUGAGGAAUAUCUAGACAUUACAUUAUCUUGGUACCAAGGAACUAAAGUUUUCCCUUUCCUACCCAUCCAAGAUGAGGAAGACGACAAUGACGAAGACGAUGAUGAGGAAGAAGAGGAUUCUGGAAAAACAGUUGGAGAAGAAGAAAGGAAAAUGUUAAAAGAAGAAAAGAAGUCGGACCCUGAUGUUGCCCGUUAUGACGCUGUGAAGGGCCUCCUGAAGACGAAACUGCUUCACCGGCUCCGAUAUAUCUUGGAAGUGGCGAGACCUGUGGCAGCUGUCGUUCUGGAUAUUUUAGAUAUUCUUACCCGUGUUGCCAGACACUCUGCCGGAGCGUGCACGCAGAUUCUGGAUUGUCCACGUCUGGUGGAGACCAUAGUGCAGGAGUUUCUGCCCAUACAGUGGAAUGUAGAGAUGGAGUCAGGUGACUUCCCACCCCUCAGCCUGCACGGGAUCCCAUGUUCAGCGGCCAUGAAACUUCUCAGAGUCUUGGCUUCGUCGGGCCGUCACGCCGCAGCUAGACUACUAAACACGUUUGACGUGAAGAGUCGUCUCAGCCGAUUCGCUGUGCAGGAUCCACGAGAUCUUCCUCUCCAGAGGUUGGAGGCAGAGAGGCUGAACAUUGAGACAUUCCGAAUGUGGGCCGUGUCUGCUGCCUAUGGCCAGGCGUGUGAUCUCUACAGGGAGCUCUACCCUGUCCUGGUGAGGAUUCUGCAGGCUAUACCCCGCUGUAUCAUCUCUUGUGAAGGAAACCACUCCUCAGCCGUUCCCAUUGUUCAGCGUGCCGCCGCCGUCGUUUUGUUGCUAUCCCACGUGACGCAGACCGCAGGCUGCACGGCUGAGCUGGAAGCACAGCUUAAAGUUUCCGCAGCAGACAUCGAGCAGCUGAUUCCUCCGCCUCCCGUAUCAUGGGAUCAUGUGACCGGACUCCUGCCCUUGGUGGAAGAAUGCCUCCGGCGAUGUAUGCAGGAGGUGUCUAAUCCUGGCAGGUGGGAGACUGUGCAGCCUCUUACAAUAACAGCCACCAAUUUCAUAGCAUCCUACUACCAAGCCGCUAGCCGACAGCCCUCUCUGAACCCCGUGACAUGUAAUGAAGAAAUAGAACGAUUGAGUACUGAUGUCCUAAUACCUUUCCUGCAUCAUCCCAGCACAGAGUCAAUGUGGGACCUUCUCAGGUCUUGCUCCGCAGUCUGUAACCCCCUGUCCUGCUCCCCCCUGCCUGAGUCUGUGCCCAGCAUCGUGACGUUAAGCUGCUCAGGGGGGAAGCCUCCUUUAAGUCUGGCUGGGAAAAAGUCUCCGUUUCCUGUCCUGACCUCUGUCCUGAAUCUUAUCUGUAGUAUCUGCAGCAUCCACAAAGGACUUAUCCCCAAGUUCUGCUUUAUCCUGGAAUACAGAGGGCUUGUGGACUACCUGUAUGACAGCUGUAAGGCUCCAUCUCCGGCCGUAACGCCUUCUUCCAACUGGCUGCUCCGACACGAGUAUCACCUGCAGUAUUUUGUUUUAUCGUUGCUGCAUAAAGUGAGAACGGCGAGUUCUGAUCGGUCCCAGAAUGCCUCACUCUGCCAUACUGUCGCCCUGACCUUGCUGAGCCGGCUCUUACCGGGAAGCGAACAUUUGGCUCACAAACUCAUUUCUGUAUUUGCCUUCAACGUAGCCUUCAUUCCGGAAGGAGUAGAGGGAGGUCCAGAAGCAGCAGAUUUUUCUGAUAUUUUGCACAUCACUGAGGAAUCCAAACCUAGCGCUCCUGGCUCUGCGGCCACGUUUACUGCAAGUCCCAGUCGAGGUGUUCUGCUGAAAGAAGCCUUUGCAGACCUGCCCUCUAUCCGAGGGUGCUUCCUGACGCAUUUCUCCCACAUGGAGCAAGCACUCCGACAUUCCAAGUUCAUCUAUCAGGAGAGGACUUGUUUUAUCCAAUCGGCCAUGCUCGCUGAAGCCAGAGCUCCCAUAUUGCCUUCUGAUUGGUCAUUCCUACCACUAAUCAAUCUCUACAAUAAAGUUGCAAAUGCGGAGACACGAGGACUAGUCGUGAACACGCUUCCACCUGACCUUGUGACCACAAUCACCCGGAAUUUGCAAUGGAUCCUUCUUUUAGAGACCUGGCGACCUGGGAUCUUGCAGAGUAUCCCCACUGCAGCCAAACUGGCCCGUGUGACUUGUGUCUUUCUGACGGGUGGAGACCUCUUUCUGGAAGCGCCGGUUCACUCAUACACCGCCGCCCUGCUGGCACAUUAUUGCCAGCCCAAAUGCCUCGAGUCGAUGGUACUUGAUGUGCCUCUAGCUGGGAUCACCUCAUUUUAUGAUUUCUACAUGAACCUUUUGGAGCAGUUUGAGGGAGUCUCAUUUGGGGACUCUUUGUUUGGGACAUUUGUGCUUCUUCCUCUGCAGAGACGGUUUGAUGUCCAGCUAAAGAAGGCUCUUUUUGGAGAACAUGUCAGCUGUUUGAGGUCGCUCUCUGUCUCCUUGAAAGAGUUCCAAAUUCCCCUCAACCUGUACACCUCCCCUCCUGAGAGUGACUUGGAUCUUCUGCGAAUAUAUUUCCGGACCUUGGUGACUGGUGCCCUCCGCCAGAACUGGUGCCCUGUGCUUUACGUGGUAGCCGUGGCUCAUGUGAAUAGCUUCUUCUUUUCACAAGACCGUGUGAUGCAGGAGGUCGAUGCUUUCCGGAAAAGCUUGCUCAGGAAGACUUACCUGCUUGUUGAUGAGGUUUUGAAGCACCAUCUCCUGUUCUAUAAACAGCCUUCCAGUGACGGUCCUCUGGGCUUCAUUCUGUAUGAUCAACUUCCGUCUAUUAGACAGAAAUAUCUGGAAACUGUGAUGGAGACUCUCUGUAAGCCGCAAGAGUCCAACCUGGUCUGAUCUCCAAUCACAUCAAUGUGGAUCUCUGGCAGUUCUAAAACCAAAUCAAACAGAUAGUGGGAUUCCGUGUGGGAAUUAAACAUGCAGUGUUCCCCAUCAAAGCUGGGAUCUUGUAGGAGCGCUGCAUAGCUACAGAUAGUUAAUAUCUCGUUAAUUAACGAAUGAGUCAAUAAACAGAAUUAUUCACUCGCAAUCAGUGAUUGUCUCAAUAGGUUGAGAAACCAAUGCAUUGUGCGGGCAAUGUUUCAUGUCUCAGCCCAUGUUGGCAUCGCCACCAGGCAUGGGCAGAGGGGUUUGUUUUACAAUCGUUCAGGCGAGAGCAGUGUAACGUCCAAACGAAUGUAAAACAAAUGUGCGAACAGGAGCCAAACAUGUGUCUGCACGUUUAUCAAAUAAUUGUCGUCUCCUGCUGUAAUAUACGGCUCCGGCGCAGCUCGGGACAUUUAACACAUGGAGGCACGAAUAAAACCGUAGAAAUCCCACUUCAACAAUGUAAAUACAUUUAGAAGAAAAAAUAAAUAAACAAAAUGUGUUUUUCUGUAUUUUUCUUUUUUAUAACAACAUGGAAAUGAAUUGCAAAGGAACCAUUAUUAUAUGUAAAUUUUAUAUAAAAUGGAAUAAAAUAUUGUGAAGCUUUGCAACUCAGAUA